GCAAUUUCCUACCAAUCUUCUGUAGGAGUUGAAGAGAUUGAAGAUGGAGAUGGAGACAGUUCGACAAGACGGUGAUGGUGUAGGUGAUUGCGCAGUGGCAGAGGUGAAGAGCAGAGGUGAAGGCAAAGCUCAAUACUCAUUUAAGAGACAACAAAAUAGGCACGGGUGGAGGUGGAGAUGGAAGUGGAGAACUAGGGGCGGAGGUGGAGGUGCAAGUGAGACAGAGCAAAGCAUUCUUGAAGUCCUUGAUUUUUGUCCUAAAACCAAGAUGAAGUCUAGGGCUUCAUCUUCAACAUUUACCCCUUUUCUUCGACCUUUUGUGGAUCGAUCUAGUGCUAGACAAGUUGUUUGUGAUCAGGGAUUAGCGGCACGGUUUCACGUUAGCACGAGUGAGUUAAACCCAAGAAGAAGCCCGGUGGUGGUGGAGCAAGAGCCUGCAUUUUUUUGAAUGGGUUGAUGUUGAAUUAUCGAGUUGGUACAAAGAUAUGUUUAACAGGCUUAAAAAUAAAAAAUUGGCUUUGGA
Molecule: messenger RNA, 523 nt
Organism: Rubroshorea leprosula
Lineage: Eukaryota; Viridiplantae; Streptophyta; Magnoliopsida; Malvales; Dipterocarpaceae
Source: the annotation of a GenBank genome assembly